Molecule: messenger RNA, 3738 nt
Organism: Lachancea fermentati
Lineage: Eukaryota; Fungi; Ascomycota; Saccharomycetes; Saccharomycetales; Saccharomycetaceae
Source: the annotation of a GenBank genome assembly
AUGUCGACGCAUUCCCUCGACGGACCAAGCUUUCUCGAUCAGAGAUCUCAUAGUAGGCUUGGUGAUAUAAUAUCCGAGGAUUCUUCGGAGCAUGAGCUCUUUUGUCCUUUGACGGGCUUCAACCCGUUUGAUAUCACCUCAAAUAUUCAUGUGGAACCCAUCAACUGGGUCUCAUUGCAACAAGUUUACCCCAGUCUAAGUGCACAUGGUGGGCCAACCUAUAUCUACCCAGCUCAAUCUUACUUUGCAUUGGGAACUUCUAGAGGAUCGAUUUUAAUUUUCAAUUACAAACAGUUCCUACAGACAACGCUAAUAGUGCCAGAAAUUGAUCUUCGAUCUGAAGUUACUCAAAUUUGUACUUCAUUCGAUGGGACACAUAUUGCAGCAAGCUACAAAUCUGGGGAUGUUGCAAUUUGGGAUCUUAAUCGGAACAUAGUUGAUAGCGAUAAUUCGGAUCAAUCUCAAAAAGUUGCAUCUAUUUUGCAUAUUACAGAGCAUUGUUCUGAAAAAAUUGUGGGAAUCGGUUUUGUUGGCCACAGGCAUACUGCAAUUGUGGUGGGGGAUUUCUCUGGUAAGGUCCUUUAUCAUAGUGGAUUCAGAAAUCAUCUCUGGCAGAUGUCUUAUAACAGCAAACCAGUUAUGCAUUUUUCAUCGUCCGAAGCUAAGCUUCUCGAUAUUUCGGUUUCUCCCCCACUCUCUGACUCGAAGCUCUCAGAUUUGCAUCUAAUUGGUAUUCUCUCCAAUCGUACAUUUGGUUUGAUUUCAACAAGUGGCCAAUUGAUGACACACUAUUUGGAGAAAGUUGUGACGUACCAAGGAGAAGAGGGACAUAUUAGCUGGAAUUCUAAGACCAGUGGAGUUGCUUACGGAAUAGAUUGUUCACUUACUAUCCUGCGAUUAUCUAGUGACAGAAUGGGGCAGACUUUGACAGUUGUGCAAAGGAUGACAUGGAGAUGUCCCGAGUCUAUUAAGAGAGUUGAGUGGGUUCUAAACGAUCUCCUUGGUAUUUUAACAGUCUCUAACGAAUUUCUGAUCGUUAGUCCAAUUGAUGAAUUCAAAAUAAUAAACAAUAUCGAUCUUUUACCGUUUGAUCCACUUCCACCUGUUAACAAACAUUUUUCAUGUAUGAACAAACAGCUCUUUCUGCUGACAAAUUAUUCCUUGAGAAUUGGCAAGUUUGUGUCUUGGUCUGAUAUUAUCUUGCAUUAUGUUCAACGUGUGGAUUAUAUGAAAGCUCUGGAAGCAAUUGGGUUUUUUGUGUCAACUCAAACAGCACUAGCGUCUCUAUUGGGAUUACAAGAAGACGUCACGAUCCGUAAGCAGCAGCUUGAAAAACCUUUCAAGAAUGUAUCGUUGGCUAGUAUUCGUUUCCUUCUUAAUUCCGACAGACCAAAAGAAAAUUCAGAUAAUGAGCUUUUCAAAUUGUUCAAUUUGAUAAUCAUGGUGGAUAUCAUUUUGCUUGAUGGUGAAUAUCAAUCUGAUUCUUUAGCGGAGGAAAUCAUUGAACUGCUCAGUCAGAGUCAAAAGAAAUUCUUCUUCGAUGCUCUUUCAAAUCAGAUUUUCAAGGGACGGGUGAGAUCGCUACCACCUGUUCUUUUGACAGAAGUAUUGACUUACUAUGCCGAAGUUAAAGACAAAGAUACCAUAGAGCGUUUGGUUCUUGUUCUAAAUCCACAAUUUCUUAAUAUUGACUUGGCAGUAAGGCUUUCCAAAAAGUUUGAAAUGCAUGAAACCCUCCUCUAUGUUUGGAAUACAGCUUUAGACGAUUACAUUACACCGUUUAUUGAUUUGCUUUACAAGAUCACAGGUCAAGAUGCAAAUUGCCUUCUUUUCAGGGAUGCUUCACUAUCCUCUGGUGAACAGAUCUAUGAUUACCUUUGUUUCAUCUUGACAGGCAGGCAGUAUCCUAAAAGUCAAUUGAUAGAGCCAAUUGGAAAAGCAAAUGAAAUAAAGCUGAGAAUAAACUACAUUCUCUUCAGCGGCACACUAAUUAAUUGGCCUCUUGAAUCGCACCACAAGCUUCACACCUGCAUGAAAAGCUCUGAAGAACCUGCUUUUCCCUACAUGAAUGCUCUGUUAGCGUAUAAUCCUAGAAACUUUCUAUCUGUAUUAAAUGAAAUUCUAGAGGAUCCAUUUUUAGAUGAUGAAAAUACUACUCCAGAUGAAUUUGCUUUGAAUAAACCAACCUUUGCAAUGAAAGUCAACAGGCAGUACAUUAUCGAUAUUUUAACUGACAUUCUGCGUGAAUCCUGCAUUAAUUUGCAUCAGGUAUUAAUAGCUAUAUUCAUCAUGAGAAACAUUUCAAAGUAUCCGCAAUACGUCAAGCUUUCAAAUAAGACGCUUAACGAUUUAAUAACACUAGUAUGCGAUUGUGAUGACGCUUCCCUCCUAGGAGAAGCCCAACGCAGCUUAGAAUCACUUUUUGCUGUUCACAAGCCUUCUAUUUCAAAAAGGUUUAUAAGUCUUCUACAGGAAAGGGGAUUUGAUCGUGCUCUAUUUGUAGUUUACCGGCAAUCCAAUCAAUAUUCAAAAAUGCUAGACCUACGUGUUCAUUCGCCGCAGCUUAAAUCAUAUCCGUUGUCACUUUAUGAAGUGCUAGAUGUUUGUAUCAGGGCAACUAACCACGAUUCUAUCGAAAGGUCAUUAACUGUUAGUGUAAUUCGUGAAAAUUUAGAAAUGAUUGCACAUGAAGAAACAAAACUGGUUGUUAAUCUUAUUGAAAGUCUCCACGAAGACCUUCACGCUGGUGUUUUGGAAUUUAAAAGCGAAACAACGCAAAGGUUGUAUCUCCAAGAGCUUUUCAAAGCAGAUCAUGGCCUUCGCGUUUCAAAUAAAGAAAUGAAAUACUUAUAUGUGAAGUUGAUGUGCAAGAGCGGGUUUUUUGAGGAACUACAUCAAUGGCUGUGUUCCUUGGACCUUAACACUAUUGAAGUCGAGAAACUACUUUGCAUUCUCAAAGAACACGAAGACCUUGAAGGUGUAAUUACAGUGCAAAAGCGUCUUGGAAAUUUCUCCAAGGCAAUUGAUGAAGUCAUUAUUUUCACCAAUGAAACCUUUGUGAAUUGCUCGCCAAUAACAAAAGCAGGCAUUCAAAAUUACAUUGAUCUGGCUAUUGAGAUUUGUGCAGAAUCGGAUCGAAAAGAACAAGUAGAAUGUUGGGUCAAACUUCUUGUUUUCUUGAUUGUAAGUUAUGGUGGUGAUAAUGAACUUAUGAAGGAGGUUUGCAGUACUUCGCUUCAGGUUGUCUUCCAUAAAUUAGCUUUAUUGCCACCUUCUAAGAAUCAAAAGGGAGAAGAACAGCAUCUUGGGGGGGUUUUAACUGCGGCAUUAGAAAAACAGGAACUGAUUCUGAUGAAAGUUAAAGAUAUGAGACCUGUUCUCAACGAUAUUUUUAUCUCUUAUCAACUGGAUGAGAAUCUUCGAAAUAAAAUUCUCAAGAUUAUUAAUGACUCCUCAUUGGAUCUUGUAUCGAAAUACCAUGGCGAAUUGGACUCAGGAUGGUCAAUACAAAAGUCUGAAUGUGAGAUUUGUGGCAAAGUCGCCUGGGGAAUGGGUUUAGAUUCCGAUGCUUUCACAUUGUGGAAAAAAGCGAGGGAGAAUCAACAAACGAAAGACGUAAAUGAACAGGAAGAAGCCUACGCUCUGGUAGUGUUCAAAUGCCACCAUGGAUUUCACGUCAAAUGCAUGGAAAACUUAGGGCAAAAGAAGGGAGUAUUCUCUUGUCUUAUAUGUGAAUGA